Molecule: messenger RNA, 4547 nt
Organism: Neoarius graeffei (lesser salmon catfish)
Lineage: Eukaryota; Metazoa; Chordata; Actinopteri; Siluriformes; Ariidae
Gene: sin3ab
Product: SIN3 transcription regulator family member Ab
Exons: 21
Coding region: 241-4044 (1267 amino acids)
Biological process (GO): negative regulation of transcription by RNA polymerase II
Cellular component (GO): chromatin
Molecular function (GO): transcription corepressor activity
Source: RefSeq, a predicted model, not a curated record
AAAUCGUUCUGAGGUUGUUUUCCCGAUUUGAGCCAAUUAGCACGUUAGCAUGUUCCUGGAGCUCUGGAUGGAGGCUUGUUGUUCUAUUUCCCAUCAAUAACACAUCAGUUUGAUUUUACAGCACUGAAUCUUUGAGUGAUUUUUUUUUCUCCCCCCCAAAUAAAUCUGGAGUCGAACUUAACGACGAGACUCUGUUGUCUGCGGUCGAGAUUUUAUUGAGCUGUGGAGCAUGAGGACACAAUGAAGCGGCGCUCGGACGAUCAGGAAACAGCGUUUGGGUCUCAGCGGCGGCUCCCCGGAGGCACGGAAAGCUUUCAUCACCGUGUCGUUGCUGCUGCAUCUUCUGUCUACGGGGCUGCCUCAGAAAACAUGCAGUCUGCUGCUGGUGUGCAGUACUCUCAGGUCCCUCCGACUUUUCAGGUGCCGUUGGCUCAGACCUCUGGAGGGCAUGGGCACAGCGACAGUCCUGCAGUGCACGCUGGCGCUCAUCAUCACGGCCCCGUGGUCCAGCCUACAGGCGCCACCGUGGGUCAGGGUCACUCUCAUGCCCCGCCUGCUUCUGCUCCAACACCAGGCCAGCAGCAGUUCCAGAGGCUUAAGGUGGAAGAUGCACUUUCCUACCUUGAUCAAGUGAAGCUCCAGUUCGGAAAUCAGCCUCAAGUUUACAACGACUUCCUGGAUAUAAUGAAAGAAUUCAAAUCUCAGAGCAUCGAUACACCAGGCGUGAUUAACAGAGUGUCACAGCUAUUUAAGGGCCAUCCAGACCUCAUCAUGGGCUUUAAUACCUUCCUGCCCCCUGGCUACAAGAUAGAAGUGCAGACGAACGACAUGGUGAAUGUAACGACUCCAGGCCAAAUCCAUCACAUCACGCCGCAUGGUGUUUCAGUGCAGAACAUCCCCAUUGCGCAGCAAACUCCGCACCAGAUCCAGACUUCAGCUCCCACCAGCACCGCUGCUCUCCCCAUGCCCAGCCAGCCCACGCCUGCCAAGAUCAGCAAGCCCAUGCAGUCUCCGGCUCUGACCCCAACCAGCCAGCACAAUCCGUCCAUCCCGUCGUACGCCUCGCCCCGCUCCCCCUCAGUCCAGUCUCACACGCCGGUGAGCAGCACGCCUGCCAGCGCGCCUCCACUGCAGAACAACCAGCCUGUGGAGUUCAACCAUGCCAUCAAUUAUGUCAACAAAAUCAAAAACCGCUUUCAAGGCCAACCAGACAUCUACAAAGCCUUUCUGGAGAUUCUGCACACGUACCAGAAAGAGCAGCGGAAUGCAAAGGAAGCCGGUGGGAACUACACUCCGGCACUCACAGAGCAGGAAGUGUACGCUCAAGUAGCCAGGCUUUUCAAGAACCAGGAGGAUCUGCUCUCCGAGUUUGGACAGUUCCUACCGGACGCCAAUAGUUCUGUCUUAUUGGGCAAAGCAAGCACCGAGAAGCCCGAGUCUGUGCGCAUGGAUCCCAGUGGAGUGUUGAAGAGGCCUCAGCUCAACAACAGCAAGCAGAGAUUUAACCAGAAUGGCUGCCAGAUUCGCAGACACUCUGGGCCUGGUGCUACUCCCCCCUUAAAGAAGAAGCCAAAGUUUAUGGGGAAAGAACACCCAGCGGCUGAAGGCAGCAAAUUCGGAAUUGGCACUGAAUCUUUGUUUUUUGAAAAGGUCAGGAAAGCACUAAGAAGCUCCGAGGCCUAUGACAAUUUCCUGCGUUGUUUAGUGAUCUUCAAUCAAGAAGUGAUCUCACGGGCAGAACUAGUGCAGCUGGUGCUACCUUUCUUAGGGAAAUUCCCCGAGCUGUUUACUUGGUUCAAAAACUUUCUGGGCUACAAAGAGUGUGCCCAAAUAGAGAGCUUUCCCAAAGAGCGUGCCACAGAGGGCAUCGCUAUGGAGAUUGAUUAUUCAUCCUGCAAGAGACUGGGUUUCAGUUACAGAGCUCUGCCGAAGAGCUUCCAGCAGCCCAAAUGCACAGGGAGGACUCCACUCUGUAAGGAGGUUCUGAACGACACGUGGGUGUCUUUCCCAUCCUGGUCUGAGGACUCCACUUUUGUGAGCUCCAAAAAGACACAAUAUGAAGAGCACAUCUACAGAUGCGAGGACGAGCGCUUUGAGCUUGAUGUGGUUCUCGAGACAAACCUGGCCACUAUCCGUGUUUUGGAGACCGUUCAGAAGAAACUUUCGCGAAUGUCAGCAGAAGAACAGGCCAAAUUCAGGUUGGACAACACCAUGGGAGGCUCCUCCGAGGUCAUUCACCGCAAAGCCAUUCAGAGGAUAUACGGGGACAAAGCUGCAGACAUCAUCGACGGUCUUAAGAGAAACCCUGCGGUCUCUGUCCCGAUUGUACUCAAAAGACUAAAAAUAAAAGAUGAAGAGUGGCGCGAGGCUCAAAGAGGCUUUAAUAAGAUCUGGAGGGAGCAGAAUGAGAAGUAUUACCUCAAGUCAUUAGACCACCAGGGUAUUAACUUCAAACAGAACGACACGAAAGUGUUCCGCUCCAAGACAUUGCUCAACGAGAUCGAGACUCAGUAUGAUGAGCGGCAGGAGGCAUCAGAAGACAACGGCUCCUCUCCGUCAGGCCCUCACAUGACACUGCCAUAUGAAGACGGUCAGAUCCUGGAGGACGCAGCUGCCCUCAUCAUCCACCACGUCAAGAGGCAGUCCAGCAUCCACAAGGACGACAAGUACAAGAUCAAGCAGGUCAUCUACCAUUUCAUCCCGGACAUGCUGUUUGCCCGGCGUGGCGAGCUGUCCGACGUGGAGGAGGAGGAAGAAGAGGAGGAGCCAGAUCCUGAUGAAGAUGGGGCGAAGAAGCCCAACGGUACAACUCAGCCCAAAUCCAAGCUGCUGUUCAGCCACACGACGCCAGCACAGCAGAAGCUGAGCACUUGCGAUGAGGCCUACAACCUCUUCUACGUCAACAACAACUGGUACGUCUUCCUGCGACUGCACCACAUGCUGUGCACCAGGCUGCUGCGCAUCUACAACCAGGCUGAGAAACAGAUCGAGGAGGAGACCAGGGAGAGGGAAUGGGAGCGCAAUGUGCUCGGGCUGAAGAGGGAGAAGAACGACAGUCCAGCUGUCCAGCUGCGCCUCAGGGAGCCCUUGGACAUUGACGUUGAGGACUACUACUCCGCCUUUCUGGAGAUGGUGCGCAAUCUUCUGGAUGGGAAUAUGGAAACAUCUCAGUAUGAGGACCAGCUGAGGGAGAUGUUCACCAUCCAUGCUUACAUCGCCUUCACCAUGGACAAGCUCAUCCAGAGCAUCGUCAGGCAGCUCCAGCACAUAGUGAGUGAUGAGAUCUGUGUUCAGGUGACGGAUCUUUACCUCAAUGAGUGUUCCAAUAAAGCGACAGGUGGAACCACAUCCACUCAGUCAUCCAGGGCCGGCGCCGAGGCGAGCUACCAGCGCAAAGCCGAGCAGCUCAUGGCAGAGGAGAAUUGCUUCAAGCUACUGUUCCAGAAGAGUAAGGGGAGUGUACAGCUGGCUGUGGAGCUGCUGGACACCGAGGAGGAGAACUCUGAUGAACCCCUGGAGUUUGAGCGUUGGCCAGAUUACGUCGAUCGCUACCUGAACACGGACUCGACGUCGCCGGAGCUGAGGGAGCAGCUCUCCCAGAAGCCUGUGUUUCUGCCCAGGAACCUCAGACGGAUCAGGAAGUGCCAGCGAGGGCAACACGUACAGAUGCGAGAGGCGAGUGAAGCAGCGAAGAAAACCGCCGAUGGUGCGGAGGACCCCAAAAUGGAAUGCAUGUUUAAGCUCAACUCCUACAAGAUGGUGUACGUUAUCAAGUCGGAGGACUACAUGUACAGACGCACGGCACUCUCGAGAGCCCACCAGUCCCACCAGCAAGUCAGCACAAGGCUGCACCAGCGUUUCCAGACAUGGCUAGACGCAUGGAGGAAGAAUCACGUGACCAACGAGCUGGCCACCGACAAUCACAGGUGGCUGAUGGGAGAAGGCCAGGAGGGGCUGCGGGCCUGUAGGACGAGCUGCGAACCUUGCAUCCUUCACUUCCAGACCAUCAACAGAUACCGGGUCACCUACAGCAGCAGUCCUUAACACCCCAGCCUUUAUGUCCUUUCAGAAAGCUGGUGCUUGUUUGUUUGUUUUUUUUCUUUCGUUUUUACUUUUUAAGAAGGAAAAAAAGAUGACUGGAGCAGCACUGAAAUUGAAUGCUGGUUGCCAUGGAGUUCUUUUCAGACUCCUAAAUCUUGUCCAAUUUUAUCUUUUUAAACUUUUAGAUGAGAACUACUUGGCACUUCAUGUUCUUUCAAGUCAUUAUGGGGGGGAAAAAAAAGCUCCAAAGACCCCUGACACCCCCCCCCCCCCCCCCUUUUUUUUUUUUUUUAAUUGAAUAGUUCCGGACAGGGGCGGCACGGUGGUGUAGUGGUUAGCGCUGUCGCGUCACAGCAAGAAGGUCCGGGUUCGAGCCCCGUGGCCGGCGAGGGCCUUUCUGUGCGGAGUUUGCAUGUUCUCCCCGUGUCUGCGUGGGUUUCCUCCGGGUGCUCCGGUUUCCCCCACAGUCCAAAGACAUGCAGGUUAGGUUAACUGGUGACUCUAAA